Molecule: messenger RNA, 363 nt
Organism: Merops nubicus (carmine bee-eater)
Lineage: Eukaryota; Metazoa; Chordata; Aves; Coraciiformes; Meropidae
Product: retinal dehydrogenase 2-like
Exons: 3
Molecular function (GO): aldehyde dehydrogenase (NAD+) activity
Source: RefSeq, a predicted model, not a curated record
AUGACUUCCAGUAAAAUUGAGAUGCCAGGGGAGGUGAAGGCAGAUCCUGCAGCUCUGAUGGCAUCUCUGCAUCUGCUGCCUUCUCCCACUCUGAACCUUGAAAUCAAAUACACCAAGAUUUUCAUCAAUAAUGAGUGGCAAAAUUCUGAAAGUGGGAGAAUAUUCCCAGUACAUAAUCCUGCAACAGGAGAGCAGAUCUGUGAGAUCCAGGAAGCUGACAAGGUUGACACGGACAAAGCAGUGAGGGCAGCUCGCCUCGCUUUUUCUCUAGGUUCAGUUUGGAGGAGAAUGGAUGCAUCAGAAAGAGGCCAUCUUUUGGAUAAGCUAGCAGACCUGGUCGAAAGAGACAGGGCAAUUCUAGCU